AUGUCCGCCGGCCAGCUAGGCAUGGAGGCCCCGGGCCCCGGGGCCCGGUGCCCGGUGCAAGAGCAGCGUGCCCGUUGGGAGCGGAAGCGCGCCUGCACCGCCCGGGAGCUGCUGGAGACCGAGCGGCGCUACCAGGAGCAGCUGGGGCUGGUGGCCACGUACUUCGUGGGCAUUCUGAGAGCCAAGGGCACCCUGCGGCCACCGGAGCGCCAGGCCCUGUUUGGGCCCUGGGAGCUCAUUUACGGCGCCAGCCAAGAGCUGCUUCCCCACCUGGAAGGAGGGCACUGGGGGCGGGGGCUGGAGGGCUUCUGCCCCCACCUCGAGCUCUACACCCAGUUUGCUGCCAACGCCGAGACGUCCCAGACCACCCUGCAGGAACAACUGAAGAAAAGCAAACGUUUCCGGAGGUUCGUGAAGCUUCAGGAAGGCCGCCCCGAGUUCGGGGGCCUGCAGCUCCAGGACCUGCUCCCUCUGCCUCUGCAGAGGCUCCAGCAGUAUGAAAACCUUGUUGUUGCUUUGGCUGAAAACACAAGUCCCAACAGCCCUGACCACCAGCAGCUCACACGGGCCGCUCGGCUGAUAAGUGACACUGCCCAGAGAGUCCACGCCAUCGGUCAGAAACAGAAGAAUGGCCAGCACCUCCGGCGUGUCCAGGCCCUUCUCAGCGGCCGCCGGGCAAAGGGGCUCACCUCAGGUCGCUGGUUCCUGCGCCAGGGCUGGCUGUUGGUAGUGCCUCCCCGCGGGGAACCCCGGCCCCGAAUGUUCUUCCUGUUCUCGGACGUGCUCGUCAUGGCCAAGCCUCGGCCCCCGUUGCACCUGCUGCAGAGUGGCACCUUUGUCUGCCGGGCCGUCUACCCCAUGGCUCAGUGCCACCUCCAAAGGGUCUUUGGCCACUCGGGGGGCCCCUGUGGUGGGCUGCUCAGCCUGUCCUUCCCUCAUGAGAAGCUACUGCUUAUGUCCACGGACCGGGAGGAGCUGUUGCGCUGGUACCACAGUCUGACCUUGGCCAUCAGCCAGAAGAACUAG
Pipistrellus nathusii (Nathusius's pipistrelle) is the source of this 1026-nucleotide messenger RNA. Lineage: Eukaryota; Metazoa; Chordata; Mammalia; Chiroptera; Vespertilionidae. The record is from the annotation of a GenBank genome assembly.